CAUCAAACAACAGAAGCAGAAGCAGAAAGAAGAGAGAAAUAAAAGCAAUCAAGAAUGGCAGGCAUGAUGAAGCAAGUUGCGGUGGUGUUUUUAGUGGCUGUGGUGAUGGGGCAGAGCUGGUUGGGUCAGGCACAGGGACAGGCACAGAGCUGCUCAGCUCAGCUCAGCAACCUGAAUGGCUGUGCACCAUUUGUGUUGCCUGGUGCAGCCAGCAACCCAAGCCCAGAGUGCUGUGGUGCGCUCCAAGGUGUGCAGCAGGAUUGCCUUUGCAGCACCAUCAGAAUUGCCUCCACCCUCCCUUCUCUUUGCCACCUCCCACCUCUCUCUUGUGGCACAAACUAGAGGAGAAGGUAAAUGGAGGGAGAUUCAAAGCAAAUGAAUAAUGGUGGAGUUCUAUAAUUUGGUUUUGUUUUGUUGUCGUUUGGUUUUUUCUUUACUGUUUCUGGUGUCCUCUGAUCUGAGGCCAGGCCAAUGUUCACAGAAGUCAGGUUUAGUUGAAUAAAAUGGAAGCUUUUUUUCCUCUCUCUA
This is a messenger RNA of Momordica charantia (bitter melon), 528 nucleotides long. RefSeq names its product stamen-specific protein FIL1. The record is from RefSeq and is a predicted model, not a curated record. NCBI's taxonomy places the organism in Eukaryota, Viridiplantae, Streptophyta, Magnoliopsida, Cucurbitales, Cucurbitaceae.